This is a messenger RNA of Symbiodinium necroappetens, 2868 nucleotides long. NCBI's taxonomy places the organism in Eukaryota, Dinophyceae, Suessiales, Symbiodiniaceae. The record is from the annotation of a GenBank genome assembly.
AUGCGGCGGAUCACCUCCCAAGUAGCCCUGCUGCUGUCGGCACUCACUUUGCUCGGCUGCAUGCGCCCAUUUGGGCGGCCCUUCAGCGGCAUCUGGCUUCGGACCAGCUCGUUGCCUGCCAGUUGGCGCAGGCCAAGCAGAGUCAUCAGGAUGGCUUCCACUGGCCCUUCCGUGAGGAUGUCUGAUGAGGAAAAGUUUUUCUUUGACCUGAACGGGUUCCUGCACGUUCGCGGAGCCCUUUCGAAAGACGUGAUCGACCGCAUGAACCAAGCAAUUACUGCCCACUCCAGCGAGAUCAAGGAGCGCGAGGACGGCGACCUUCGAAAUACCAGAUCCGGCAGCGCUCUCUCCGGCGAUGGGCACACAGGGCGGCGUGACCUUGGUGGGAUGCUGGGCUGGCCAAAGCCUCACUGCCAGCCCUUCCGGGAAGUCCUUGCCCACCCGAAGCUGCUGCCUUACUUGGUGGAGCUUUGCGGGGCUGGCUACCGCAUGGACCACCUGCCUCUAGUUAUAACCUCCCAGAAGGGAAGUGAAGGAUUCCACUUACAUGGAGGGCCACUGACGCAGGACGGCGCGUUCAACCCCACUCUCCAGUAUCGAUGCGUGAACGGUCAGUUUUAUAACUCUCUCCUCGGCAUGUCCGUCCAGCUCGUGGACCAUGGUCCAGGUGAUGGUGGCUUUUGUGUCAUCCGUGGGUCUCACAAAAGCAACUUCCCGGUACCGGACGAUUUCCUGCAUGGCGGCGGAGAAGAAGCCAAGGCGCACUUCUACCAGCCAGAGACACGUGCGGGUGAUGUCGUCUUCUUCUCAGAAGCAACUGUGCACGGCGCAAUGGCCUGGACUGCAGAGCAUGAAAGGCGCAUUGCGUUGUACCGCUUUGCCCCGGCCACCGUAGCCUAUGGCCGCAGUUAUGCGCCGCAGUGGCCACAGGAGAUGCUGGAAGACUUGACACCCGCCCAGCGGGCGGUAUUGGAGCCGCCAUAUGCAGGAGCGGCCCGGGAAGAACAAGAAAGACCUGCGAGCCCAGCGAAAGCAGGGCGUUCUGACCCGGAAGCGCUUCUGGCCGAGCGAUUGGCCUCUGUUUGGAUCCGACUCCAAGACAAGCUCGAAGCUCAAUGCAGCGAGCUUUGUACGUCUGCAAAGCGGCGAGACGACGAUCUCGUCCAGCGAUUGGAUGAGCGUUUGAACAAUCAGACCUCCAUCUGGCAAGAAUCAGUGAGAAAUCUGGAAAGCGUCGUCGAAGCUCAGCGGGCCCAGUGGCAGUCCAUUGUGAAAGAGGUGAGGCAGCAUCCAGUUGCUCAGCCGGAGCCCUCGGCUCCCGACGCCGAGCACAUGUAUGGCGCAUGCACUGCACCGGCCAGACCUUCUGUAAAGAUUGCGGAGGGUGUGGAGCAAUCUGAGCAAACUCUCAAUGGCUCCCCCGCGAACAAAUUAGUGGCCAGGGCGACUUGGCACGAGGCACCGCCACCUGUCACAGAGCAGCCGGCAUCCAUUCCUGGGAGCGUGGCCGAGGUGAACGGCACCAUGGGCGAUGGCCACACAUCGCCCAAGAGACGGAACAACUCCACAGUAAGCUUUCAGAGUCAGAAAUCGGAGGGAGAUCCCGAUUUCGAAAGCAAAGAAGAAAGGAAGGCCUAUGAACACGCAGUGGCCAAAGCAGAGCGUAUGCUCAUCCUCCGCGCCGCCAGCCACGGACGCAUCCAGCCACGGGAGAAGGACUGGCGUGAACAGCUCCAGAUUGCCUUGGAGAGCUGGUGGGGAGAGGGCCUUUGUGCCCUGGUCAUCUUCACGAAUUGCAUCGUCAUUGGCGUGGAAACCGAUGUUGUUGCACAAUCAUCGGCGGACAAGUCUCCCGAAGUCUUCUCCGUCUUGGACACCUUGUACACGCUGGUCUUCUUUGCAGAGCUGCUAGUCCGCCUAUCAGCGUAUGGAGGUGAUUUUUUCUGGGGCCCCAAAGGUCUGUUCUGGAACUAUCUGGACGUGAUCAUUGUAUGCCCCUCCAUGGUACAGCUCGCCAUCCGAGUCAUUUGGCAGUCUGAUGACGACAACGGUGGUGGCAGCCUGACGGUCGUGCGCGUGCUGCGCAUUACGCGUGUCUUCAGAGUCAUCAGAGUGGUGAAGGUGAUGAAAUUUGUGCGAUCUUUGCGACAGCUUGUCGAAUCCAUUAUGCACACGAUGAAGUCUCUUGCGUGGUCUAUGCUGCUGCUUGUGGCCAUCAUCUACGUCUUUGCGAUCAUGUUCACUGACGCCAGCAUUGCCCACAUGGCGGAUAAUCCGACGAGUGUUCUGAACCCCGAGUUGAGUCAAAGUUGGGGCACGCUCCACGCUUCCAUGCAUACCCUUUUCCGCGCCGUCUCGGGUGGCUUCGACUGGGGUGGCACGGCUGCUGCACUUGGAGACGUACACUGGGCCUGGAUGUAUCUGUUUACAGCGUACAUUGCAUUCUGCAUGUUCGCUGUGCUCAAUGUCAUGACAGGUAUCUUCUGUCAAGUAGCUGUCGAAAGCUCUCGCAACGAUCCACAAUUUUUAAUGCAGCACUUGCUUGCAGAGAAGGAUCGCCAGACCGAUUUGAUCCGGAACUUAUUUCGCAUCUUCGACAGGGAAAGGCGAGGCUACAUAGCGCUCACAGAGCUGGAAGACAAGUUUAACGAUGAAACGGCCCAAGGAAUGAUGGGUCUGCUGGAGAUUUAUCCAGAGAGUAGCUGGUCCCUCUUCAAGAAGUUGGAUGAGAAUGCAGACGGGAGACUCAAUGAAGACGAGUUUGUGAAUGGCAUCUUCAAGUUGAAGGGUGUUACAAAAUCUUGGGACGUCGAAGAAAUCUUGCAAGACGUUUGGCACGCAUAUGGGAGGAGGAUGCAAUCACAGUAG